Aureobasidium pullulans EXF-150 is the source of this 744-nucleotide messenger RNA. RefSeq lists its product as uncharacterized. The record is from RefSeq and is a predicted model, not a curated record. Bases 1 to 744 code for a protein of 247 amino acids. The transcript has 2 exons. Lineage: Eukaryota; Fungi; Ascomycota; Dothideomycetes; Dothideales; Saccotheciaceae.
AUGUUUUCUUCACUGUCCCACAAACGUCGACACGACGAUGACGAUGAUGUUAUGUCCAUGCAUCACGACAAGAGACUGCGUCACACUGCUGGAUACGAGCAUAAUGCAUUUGGUGCAACCUCUUUCGAAUCACAGUCAAUUCCCGGUGCCAUGGACGACUCGUUAGAUCAAACCACCUUCGAGACCGAAUCAUCCGAUGAUAUGGAUAUGGACAUGAGAGACGACUUCGAGAUGGCAUUCUCCCAAUCUCCGGAGCUGCCGGCUUCCUGGAAACUUGAAAACACCCCUCUCCGAAACCCUAGGAUGGCUCUGGAUGAUCGCGGCUCACGGGUACCGACACCGAUUGCACUGCUUACAACUCGUCCGAAACCAACCCCUCUGCAAGGUAACACAUCUGCCAGCAGUACCUAUGUCGCUUCAACUUCUAUGCGUGCUCGUUUGGCUGGCUCAAGAGAACGCUUCCCAUCACCCAUCUCUGAAGACGAACCUCAUACCCCUACUACGGCUACUGGAAGUCAGUUCUCCUUGUUGACUGUUAACGACAUGGAUAUGGAUGCUGAAACUACUCCUCGCCCAGCCCCGCAAACACCUGAAGUACAUGUCCGCAAGCAGAGAGCUCGUAGUGGAGCCUUUACAUCCCCGCGCGACUCCGAUACAUCCAAAAAGUUCUCCAUGGGAUACCGCGAAGACUGCGAGAAGUGCCGAAACCGUGUGCCAGGCCACAUGAACCACUUCUUAAGAUAG